Molecule: messenger RNA, 2218 nt
Organism: Setaria italica (foxtail millet)
Lineage: Eukaryota; Viridiplantae; Streptophyta; Magnoliopsida; Poales; Poaceae
Exons: 12
Coding region: 164-2059 (631 amino acids)
Molecular function (GO): protein binding
Source: RefSeq, a predicted model, not a curated record
ACGAACCCAAACGGGAAAAGCGGCGCGCGAGGGACGGAGGGGUGACUUGGGCUCGCUCGCCUCCCACUUGCCCUUCCUCCCAAAACCCUUCCUCCCGCCGCCGCCGCCGCCGGCUAAACCCCCUCUCCCCGCUGCCGCGAGGACCAGCCGCCGCGCGCCGGCCAUGGCGCCCGUUGCGGCUCCAAUCCGCGACCUCCUCACCUCCUUCAGCCCCAGCGCGGACUUCCUCGCGCUCUCCUCCGGGGACGGCCGCAUCAAGGUAUGGGACGCCGUGCGAGGCCGCCUGCAGACAGAGUUCGCCGACAUCCCCGCGGUGGAGGUCGGCGCGGUCGCCGAGACGAAGCGCGGUCACCUCGCCCUCGAUUACACAUGCAUGAAGUGGGUACAGCUCUCCAGCAAGAAGAAGAGGAAGGCUGGGAGCUCACUGCUCGUGCUUGGAACAGGCAGUGGGGAUGUACUAGCCCUCGAUGUUGCUGCUGGACAGUGGAAGUGGAAGGUCAGCGAUUGCCAUCCUGGGGGCGUGACAGCUGUAGCAUACUCCAAGCAUGGGCGGAGUGUGUACACAGCAGGCGCUGAUGGCAUGGUCUGUAGGAUUGAUGCCUCAGAUGGGUCGGUCCUGGGGAAAUUUAGAUCUUCUUCGAAAGCAAUAUCUGCAUUAGCUGUGUCAUCAGAUGGAAAUAUUUUAGCAACAGCAGCUGGCCAGUUGAGGACCUUUGAUACUUCUGGCAACAAAAAGAUUCAAAAAUUCUCUGGGCAUCCGGUUGCUGUGAGGAGCAUGGUUUUUAGCAAUGAUAGCCAAUAUGUUCUGUCAUCUGGUAUUGGGGAACGGUAUAUUGCCAUUUGGAAGUUGGGUAGUGAUAAAACUCAGAGCUCAAACUGUAUACUGUCGAUGGAGCACCCAGCAAUAUUUGUAGACUGCAAAUGUUCAGACGAGGGAGAAAUACACGUGUUGGCUAUUUCCGAGAUUGGUGUCUGCUAUUUCUGGUCUGCAAGUAACAUUGAUGACUUGCGUAAUAAGAAGCCUACCAAGAUCUCAGUGUCCGAGUCCUCUCUAUCAAGAGCUCAGGCAUUCUCGAUAUUUGCCGCGAAACUUCAAGGAGUGGAUGGACCUACUUCUGCCCAUGUCCUGCUGGCUUAUGGGUCUGUAGUAAAACCAUCUUUUGAAAAACUUUUGGUUUGUUAUGGUACGGAUAUUAAUCUGGGCAUUUCUCAAGAUGGAGUUCUCUUGCCAAAUAUUCAAACCACCAUGACAAAGAAAGACCAAACUGUGAAGAAGCAAGAAACUGUCACUGCUCUAGACCGAGCCAAUGCCGAAGAUGCCAUCCUUCCUCUUCCAAAGCUCCAUACGCAGGAAAAGAAAAGGAAACAUGGUGUGACAAAACCCAGUGGUGACAUUGAGCCUGCCAUUCAUAGUGACAUCACCACAGCAAGAUCUAUACAGAAAAGAGUUCCUGUGCAAAGAAUCGAAGAUGACGGUAUAUGCAUUGAAGACAUGAUGAGGGAGUGUGGUGUCCUUGAUACUGGAGUAGAUCAGAGCAUUGAAGGCCAUCCUGGCAUUCCAACUAAUAUUUUUUCUGAGUUUUUUGGUGAUGGCAGCAUAAAAGCUGAUGCUAAUUUACCCAGCAAGAAGAUUCGAGUGCAUCUAAGAUCAUUGAAACCUGAAGAUGCUUGCAAACUCCUUGAAAAUUUAGUAUCUGCAUGGAAAAUGAGAUCUGGUAGCACAAAGCUUGUUUUGCGGUGGAUAUACUGCCUAUUAGUUGUUCAUGGCCGUUUUAUUCACUCUGAGAAAUCCACAAAACUGAUUAGCAACCUUGAGAAGAUGUGUUCAGAAAGAUACUCCGCAACUGAAGAUCUGCUGAAGCUUUCUGGCCGGCUUCGGCUAAUAAAGGCUCAGGUUGACAAGGUUGCUAAUAACGCAUCUGAGCAGCCAUCAGAGGAGAUUCAAGAUGCUGCUGCUGCUAUUCAGUCCGAGGAGGAAGAGGAAGAGGAAGAAGUCGAUGAAAUGGUGUUUGGUCAGGAUUCAGAUUCAUCACAAAAUAGCGAUGAAGAUGCUGAGUAGACUGCCGCUGGUAUUCCCCAUUCUUGUGUGCGUUAUUGUAAUUUUCAAGCUUGAUGUCCCAUAGUCAAGUUUGUAAAACUAGGCAACACGGGAAGGUUGCGCAGAAUUUUGACAAAUGGAGGUUACAUUUGAAAGACGAACUCGAGUGGUUUUGUUUCC